UAUUUUAAUAUCAACUGCAUUGAUUUGAAAUGUUUAUCAACUAUUUUUGUAAUAUUUUGAAACAGUUUUAAGUGUUUAAUGGUUACAUGUACGUUAUGCCACAUGAACAUCUGUUUGUUUUGAAAGGCUCGAAUCUAUGCAUAGAGAGGUAACUAAGACGUUCGGCUUGUAGAGAAAUUUGUAUUUUCACACUGAGGGAGCAUUGAGUUCAAGUAGUUGUGCUGGAUAUAUAUCCAUUGUGUUGUUGCUGCAACGUCUCUCUGCAAUGAGAUGCGGCACUAAGGCAUUCUAACGUCGGAAACACCAGCCGCUCGUACAGCCACAUCUGACUUUGUAUGUCGUUAAUGGAUUGAUCCCUGGUCGUUCCGGCGCUUGCCUCUAACGCUGUGAUGUUUUGGAUGUAGGUGGUAGGUAAAAGAGUAGAAGUAUUCUUGUUUCCUAUAAAAACAUAACAUUGCCACGUCGAGUCUGAAGAGAAGUCUGGCCUUGCAUUACUGUUAACAAGCGGACAAAACGCAUUGACGUUUAUGAUCGGGGAGAUUGAUAGCAGACAUCAACCAAAGACGUCAAUUGGACCACAGCAUCGACAAACCCACGCAUGGAUGACCAUGCUACUAUAUAGCCGAUCGAAUUAUUAGAGAGAGCAUUGAAAACGCAAACACUAAGACAAAUCUGCGUCCUAUACGCAAGGGACAAAUUACCCGCAUGGGCAGAAAGUUGUGAUACUUCUCAACACUCGAUACUUCUUCGCUAAGAGACAUCUCACUCUAGUCAAAUACAUAAAACAGGAGGGGUAGAUUAUGGAUCGCAAACUGCUAGCCCAGACACUGUUAAUGCUUCUACUUUUUCUGCUCAUCCAUCUUCCUCAAGGCAAGGCGACUACAGAGCAAGGCCGGAGCUUCAGAGAUUCUGUGGAAGAAACAUUAGAAUCAUUACAAACAUAUGAAGUAACAGUACCAUUCCUAGUUAACGAAAAUGGGCAAUUCAUAUCAUUUGAAGUUGAGACCCAUCUUCCUACUACCUCUCAUGAUGAUAAUAUAUCAGGCCGAGCAAAGCGAUCAACACAGGCUUUCAACGAAACAACCCUUAUAAACCUUAUGUUCAAUCUGAACGAUAAAAUGCUGCAGCUCCAGCUACACAGGGAUGAUAAGAUCGUCGCUCCGUUCGCCACGGUUGAAUGGCCGGAGGGCGACAUCACUGAGGCGAGUCCGAUCAAACGGGGAUGCAUUUAUGAUGGUGAUAUCAAAGAUAUGGACGGUUCACACGCCCUUGUUGAUCUAUGCGGCGGGAUAACAGGUGUGUUGAGCACAAAAGAAGAUGAUUUAUUUAUAAAGCCCCUUCCACAAAUGACCAAUGACCCCAGGCAUCCGCAUGCUGUGUAUAAAGUUCCCGUAAAGAACGUCACGAGGGACCUUAGGAAUGACUUUGUCGAGCUAGAUGAAACAAUCGACCACCAUAGACGACAGAAGCGAAGUAGAAGAGAAGAUCUAAAACGAAGAAUUCUGUAUAUGGAGACAAUAGUUGUGGCAGAUCAAAGUAUUCUAAGAUUCCACGGAAAGGAUGUAUCCGAGUUGUACCUCCUGACCCUCAUGCAUGUGGUGAAUAUGGCUUACAGACAUACUAGUCUUGAGAUUAAGAUCCAACUUGUGGUUACCAGAAUUGUAUACUUAAACACAAAACAGAUGACUGGUCUCGUGGUGAGAGGGAACGCUAUAAAAACUCUAGAUAGAUUCUGCGAAUGGUCCAAUUCAUUGAACAAUAAAGCCGGCCAUGACUUUGCUAUCUAUAUUACCAGAGAGGAAAUAGGUCCAGCUGGGUAUGCCCCAGUGACUGGGAUGUGUAACCAUAAACGGAGUUGUGCAGUGAACCGGGACGAUGGGAUAACCUCUGCAUUUGUGAUUGCACAUGAGAUAGGACAUGUAUUGGGUAUGAAACACGAUGGAGAUACGAAUGAUUGUGACAGUGACCCCACUGACGGGAAGAUCAUGGCGCCAACUGUUCAGUCGACGUAUGAGAAGCAUUACUGGACAAGUUGUAGUAAAGACAGCCUCUGGCACUACAUGGACACAUAUACAUGUCUGUUGGAUGAUCCAUUUGAAGAAGACCAUUUGAAAAAGUGGCCGUCAAUAGACGAACCAUUUGGCACAAACUGGGGGUUGGAGAAGCAAUGUGUUCAGGAGUUUGGAAAAGGCCACACUCUUUGCAAAGUGUUCCCUGACAUGGAUCCAUGUGAAACAUUGUGGUGCAGUGAGGUAAAGAAUAAAUACUUGUGCAAGACAAAACGAGGACCUCCACUCCCAGGAACUGAGUGUGGACCUUACAGGUGGUGUAUGAACAGCGCGUGUGUGCCAAAAUCAGACGUCCUGCAAGAUGGCGCUUGGUCUGAUUGGACCUCGUGGUCCAAGUGCUCUAGAACUUGUGGGAUGGGAGCCAGGUUCAGAAAGAGGCUUUGUGAUAAUCCACCACCAGCAUAUGGUGGGUAUGAAUGCGAGGGAUCACAGGAACAGUUAGAAAUGUGUAACAAACAGGAAUGCCCAGGAGGCAACAAGGAUUAUCGGGCAGAACAAUGCACAUUGUUGAAUGAUCACAAAAUGAUUGGGAAUCGUCUCCACACAUGGUUGCCAUGGCAACACCGAAAUGAGAGUCUUCACUGUCGAUUGACUUGCAUUUCCAUGGAUACUAAUGAUAUCUUGACAACCAGGACAAUGGUUACAGAUGGAACGUUCUGUAACUAUGAUGAUACAAACAUGAGGUGUAUACGAGGUGAAUGCAAGAAAGUUGGCUGUAAUGGUGUGAUUGGGUCUGACAUAGAGAAUGAUCUAUGUGGCACAUGUAAAGGGCAGAAUAAGGACUGUCAGUUGGUCACUGGCACAUAUAACAAGACACCUCGAAAUGGUUAUAGAAAAAUGCUAACUUUACCAAAAGGAGCUGCAAAUAUUGCUAUUAAUGAAACCAAAGGCUGGUACAACUUCAUAGCUCUACAAGACACUGUUGACAAUGAGAUGUUCUACCUGAAUGGUGAUACCAGGCAGAGUUAUUCAAGGCAAUUUGUUGUGUAUGGGACACGGUUCCAGUACCAUAAUAACGAUUACCAGGAAUCUCUUAUUGCUAAAGGGCCUCUCUUAGAACCUCUCAAUCUAAUGAUCUACCCUGUAUUGGAGGAGAAGGUUAAGAUCACAUACUCUUACACUGCACCUAAUGGGGAACUAGAGAAGUCCAACCAGAUACCUGGAACAGAGCCCCGGUUUUCCUGGGAGUUCCACCAUUGGACUAACUGUACAGAAAAAUGUGGAGGUGGGUAUGAACAUUCAGAAUACCAUUGUGUAGAGGAAAAUUCAGGAGAAGUUGCUGACCCAUGGAGAUGUCGGAAAAGCACUAAACCCACAAAGUCACGCCAGUGUAACACAUUUGGCUGCACUAAAUACAGAUGGAAGGCCUCCGAAUAUAAAGAGUGUACAGCAACGUGUGGAAAUGGAUGGCAGUACCGCAGGAUAGACUGCAUAAAGGUGCAAGACAAUAAAGAGAUCAGCUUAUGGCAUGGCUAUUGUAAUCACACAGAGAUACCAGAAUCUGAGAAGACAUGCAAUAUUAUACCAUGCCCUGGCAACUGGCACUGGGAUGACUGGGGAACUUGCUCUAAAUCAUGUGGGACGGGUGUACAGAAGAGACAUGUAUUUUGUGGGCACAGGGCUAAUGAUGAGGAUCAUGAGUAUGUGUGCACUGAUGCCAAACCACCUGAGACUCGACACUGUAGGAGAAAAACCAAAUGUCCCCAAGAUGGAAAUGUGAAAUCAACCAGGAAACCAAGGAGAAGAACUAAAACACCUCAGCCUCAACCAACCACGACUAAACCUAAACCAACAACAACUACAACGCAGAAGCCAACCACAACAACGCAAAAACCAACUACAACAACACAAAAACCAACAACCACAGAGAGUAUUGCCACCACAAAUGCUAGACGAACAACUACACGCGAAUCAGAAGUCAUUAGGUAUAAUGUACCUGCAAAGAAACGAGGUUAUAACAGCUUUCAGAAAGUGCCUCAAAAGAAACCGAAUCGGAAUUACACAAAGAAAACUCCAAAAGAUGCUGGCUGCAAAGACCGCUCAGCCUUAUUUUGUAAAAUAAUGGCAAGUUCAAAAUAUUGCAAAAACUAUUCAAAAAUUUGCUGUGUCACUUGUCAAAAGUUUUUGUAAACUUUGAUACCUAUUACAAUACUGUACUAAAAUUUGGAAAUAUCGAUGUCAGGGGAAUGUGAUGAAUAUUGUUACAGUUUAAUAGCAAAUAUCAGACUGUGGACUAAAUAUUGUGGUUUCUAUACUCCUUCAGCAUGACAGUAGAAUGUAUUUCUUCUUAUCUCUCCAAGUUUACUGCCACAAACAAGAGUUCACAUGAGAUUGAGGAAAGCAAUAAAACAGUACUUAUGUUGCCCUUAUAUUUUAUUAAUGAAGAGUGAAACAUGUUUGCACAUUAUUAAUUCGAAACACAACAAUUCAGAGCGAAAAAGUUCACAAUGGAAUCUUUCCUAAAUUUGUUUUGCCUACUGGGCCAUCCACUUUUUCAUAUACUCUCUUAUGAUAAAUGCCCAUGGUUGAAAUAUUGACUCAUUGUGACUUUGAGGGUGGUAACCUCGACAGUGAUAUGAUAAACAAAAAUUUUAUUCUGUUGUCUCGUGAAAACCAGGGCAAUUUCACAAGAUGAUAUUCCACUAGCUAUCAAGGCUUCAUGGAAUAUCACUUUUGAAA
Messenger RNA from Owenia fusiformis, 4748 nucleotides. The record is from the annotation of a GenBank genome assembly. NCBI's taxonomy places the organism in Eukaryota, Metazoa, Annelida, Polychaeta, Sabellida, Oweniidae.